AUGACAAUUGGACGACAAACUGUUAUACAAAGACUAGAUUCGGAAACAGGUCCAAUUGUGCCUAAAUAUCAGCCAUUGUUCACUAUUCCAAGAGCUGUAGAUCCAGAUGGAAGAUAUGAUGUGGUUGCCAUUGUCCUUUUUGUGGAAGACCAGCCACAAAUGAUUCCUAAUAUUCGUGGCCGUGAUAGUCCAGUUCGAGAAAUCUACCAAGAAAGGCCAAUCACAAUUUCUGCAUGGAACGAUUUGGCUGGCAAAGAAUGCGAUGCAUUGUGUACUUGGGCUGAAAAAUUUAAUGUGAUUGGAUUCACUGCUCUUAAGAGUCGUAUGACAAAAGCAACAGGAUUCUCAUUGAAUACUACAAUGUCUACUCGAAUCAUUCAUGAGCCAAAAGGUGACAAAGCAGAUGUGCUUCGUGAAUGGGCUAAGAUGUAUCCCCAAAUGUUACUUGGUAGGCAGGAAAAGGUUCUUAAUGUCCGUUAUCCAAAUACUGUCAAGAACGUUGUCACCAUUGCAGAGCUCAGGGCCAGAAAGGCAAUCCACACUAUGCAAAAUGAAAUUGCUCGGAUCAAAGUAACAAUACCUGAACCUGAGAUGGAAAGACUCAAUGCAUAUGUUGGAUGCCAAGGCUGUGGAAAACGCACUAACAUUCCAGUUGGAACUUCUUUCCCUUGCAAUGCUUGUAGGAAAAGGGAUAGUGUCUCUUCCCACAGGGUUAUCUUCAAGUUCGAAUGCAGCGAUGAAAGUGGUACUAUGACAUUUACAACUUUCAACGAUGCAACAGAGAAACUUUUUCGGAAAUCAUCCACUGAAAUUUUCAACAUCAAAACCACUGAAGAUGUAGAAGCUUUUAGAAAAAGACAAGAGAAGCUAUCAACAAAGCCUUUCAUAUUUCAAGUGACACCUUCACAGGAACUCGAAACUAACAAUGUCUUAAUCUGGACUCUCAAAGAUGUUGAAAUAAUAGAUGAUGUUAGCAUUCCUGAAGUUGCAAAUUCAGCAUAUGCAGAACUCUCACACCCACUGAUGAUAAAGCCAUCUGAUAAAGGCAAGGGAAUUGAGCAUGAAUUACUGCUGGAAACAGAAGCUCAUGGAAAAAAAACAUCUGUACUUGGAGUAUGGAUCAACCACUGACUACAACCAGAUCCCUGAAUACUUGCCUGAUGAUAUUUUAGCUGAAUUUACUCAGUUUCAAGAAUACAAGCUUUCUCAACAGUUCUUUGAAGAAAAGGCACCCUUGCCUCCACUCACAAUUUCUGAACCAGUUGAUAAUCAGAAAAUGAAGGUUGAGUAUUUGAAUUUUUUUUCGAUUUUGAAGGAUUUUUUUUUCCGAUUGGAUUUAUCCAUAUUCAAUAGUUUUUUGGAUUUUGUAGAUAAAAAUAAAUUACUUUAAAAGGAAUGAAUUGAGCUAAAUGAAAAAAAUGAGCUAAAUGAAGAAAUUAAGCUAAAUGAAGGAAUUGAGCUUAAUGAGAAGUUGUUCAAAAAUACCUCAAUAUUGGUCUCUAUUAUAGAGAAAAAAAAAAUAAAGACGUUGGUAAUUUUUUUU
This is a messenger RNA of Chenopodium quinoa (quinoa), 1543 nucleotides long. RefSeq names its product replication protein A 70 kDa DNA-binding subunit B-like. The transcript has 8 exons. Lineage: Eukaryota; Viridiplantae; Streptophyta; Magnoliopsida; Caryophyllales; Amaranthaceae. The coding region runs from base 1 to 1131 and encodes 376 amino acids. The record is from RefSeq and is a predicted model, not a curated record.